Beta vulgaris subsp. vulgaris (sugar beet) is the source of this 1225-nucleotide messenger RNA. RefSeq names its product DNA-directed RNA polymerases II and IV subunit 5A. The record is from RefSeq and is a predicted model, not a curated record. Gene Ontology annotation, biological process: DNA-templated transcription. The coding region runs from base 169 to 789 and encodes 206 amino acids. Gene Ontology annotation, molecular function: DNA binding; DNA-directed RNA polymerase activity. The transcript is spliced from 5 exons. Lineage: Eukaryota; Viridiplantae; Streptophyta; Magnoliopsida; Caryophyllales; Amaranthaceae. Gene Ontology annotation, cellular component: RNA polymerase III complex; RNA polymerase II, core complex; RNA polymerase I complex.
UUUCACAAAUUUUCCUUAUUUUAACAAAGAGAGAAAAGGUAUAGGAAAAAAAGAAACCCUACCCCUCACACUCGAUUACAACUUCCAUCUCUCUCUACUCUCUACCGUCUACGUUCAUCCUUUUUCCAGUUUAUCUUCCAAUAAUUUGAAGAUAUUAAUCUGUAGAGAAUGGGUACUUCAGAGGAAGAGAUAACUAGACUAUAUAGAAUCCAAAGGACAAUUAUGCAAAUGUUGAAUGACCGAGGUUAUAUCGUGGCUGAUCAUGAGCUUAACAUGUCGAAGCAGAAGUUCAUUGACAAAUACGGCGAACACUUGAAAAGAGAUGCCCUUUCAAUCCAGAAAACCAGACGGAAUGAUAGCUCUGACCAGAUAUAUGUUUUCUUUCCUGAGGAACCGAAGGUUGGGGUCAAGACAAUCAAGAAUUACGCCAAUAUAAUGAAAAAUGAAAAUGUCACAAGAGCAAUUUUGGUGGUUCAGCAGAAUUUGACUCCUUUUGCUAAGACUUGCAUUAGUGAAAUAUCUUCUAAAUUCCACCUCGAGGUUUUUCAGGAGGCAGAGAUGUUGGUUAAUAUUAAGGAGCAUGUUCUGGUUCCGGAGCAUCAAUUGCUAAAUGAUGAGGAAAAGAAGACCCUGCUCCAGCGUUACACCGUCAAGGAAACUCAGCUUCCGAGAAUUCAGAUGAAUGAUCCUGUUGCAAGAUAUUAUGGACUGAAGCGAGGACAAGUUGUGAAGAUUAUCCGGCCUAGUGAGACAGCAGGAAGAUAUGUUACUUACCGAUAUGUCGUAUGAUUGAUGUGGGGUUUUCACCUUUGAUGGAUCAUUUUUCUCUUGGUUUGCUUCGUUGAAGCUGUUUUGACGCUGAGAAAUGCAUCUGUAUUAGUACUUGAUGAUAACUUUACCAUGCAGGCCAUGGUAUAGUUGUUUUUGUCAUCGUACGUUUACAAGGGGUCAGGAACUAAGAAGGCUACCUCCUGUGAAGAUUUCCAAUGUCAAAAAUUAGAGUUAACAUGUUUAGUUGAAAUUUUAUAGCCCGUCUUGAACUUUGCCUUUUGUUUAUAGCGUUUAAAAUAGAGCAGGGCAGAGUAUUUUGGAAGCAGCAAUAUAAGAUUGCAAGCAAACAAACUGAGGCAUCGUAUCAAUUGUUUUGUUAAAUAGCGUUAAAGCCCGUGUUAAAGGCCAAUUGCUUGCUGACAGUAGCCAUUUAUCAUUUGUGCCAUUUGGGAUA